UUUAUGCUCAGUGACUCGGGCGCUUUGCUUCAGGUCCCGUAGACCGAAGAUCUGGGACCAGUAGCUCACGUUGCUGGAGACGUUAAGGGAUUUUUCGUCGUGCUUUUUUUUUUUUUUUUUCUCCGGGGGAGUUUGAAUAUUUGUUUCUUUUCACACUGGCCUUAAAGAGGAUAUAUUAGAAGUUGAAGUAGGAAGGGAGCCAGAGAGGCCGAUGGCGCAAAGGUACGACGAUCUACCCCAUUACGGGGGCAUGGACGGAGUAGGCAUCCCCUCCACGAUGUAUGGGGACCCGCAUGCAGCCAGGUCCAUGCAGCCGGUCCACCACCUGAACCACGGGCCUCCUCUGCACUCGCAUCAGUACCCGCACACAGCUCACACCAACGCCAUGGCCCCCAGCAUGGGCUCCUCUGUCAAUGACGCUUUAAAGAGAGAUAAAGAUGCCAUUUAUGGACACCCCCUCUUCCCUCUCUUAGCACUGAUUUUUGAGAAAUGUGAAUUAGCUACUUGUACCCCCCGCGAGCCAGGGGUGGCGGGCGGGGACGUCUGCUCGUCAGAGUCUUUCAAUGAAGAUAUAGCCGUGUUCGCCAAACAGAUUCGCGCAGAAAAACCUCUAUUUUCUUCUAAUCCAGAACUGGAUAACUUGAUGAUUCAAGCCAUACAAGUAUUAAGGUUUCAUCUGUUGGAAUUAGAGAAGGUACACGAAUUAUGUGACAAUUUCUGCCACCGGUAUAUUAGCUGUUUGAAAGGGAAAAUGCCUAUCGAUUUGGUGAUAGACGAUAGAGAAGGAGGAUCAAAAUCAGACAGUGAAGAUAUAACAAGAUCAGCAAAUCUAACCGACCAGCCCUCUUGGAACAGAGAUCAUGAUGACACGGCAUCUACUCGUUCAGGAGGAACCCCAGGCCCUUCCAGCGGUGGCCACACGUCACACAGUGGGGACAACAGCAGUGAGCAAGGUGAUGGCUUGGACAACAGUGUAGCUUCCCCCAGCACAGGUGACGAUGAUGACCCUGAUAAGGACAAAAAGCGUCACAAAAAGCGUGGCAUCUUUCCCAAAGUAGCCACAAAUAUCAUGAGGGCGUGGCUGUUCCAGCAUCUAACACACCCGUACCCUUCUGAAGAACAGAAAAAGCAGUUGGCACAAGACACAGGACUCACCAUCCUUCAAGUGAACAAUUGGUUUAUUAAUGCCCGGAGAAGAAUAGUGCAGCCCAUGAUAGACCAGUCCAACCGAGCAGGCAAGUCCCCCAUAGUGACUGUAUUCAAGUCACGCAAGCGAAAACCAUCCUCAAGCCAUUCACCGGGAGGUCUGCUACCUGUAAGUCAAGGAACACCUUAUAACCCUGAUGGACAGCCCAUGGGAGGUUUCGUAAUGGACGGUCAGCAACAUAUGGGAAUUAGAGCACCAGGACCUAUGAGUGGAAUGGGCAUGAAUAUGGGCAUGGAGGGGCAGUGGCACUACAUGUAACCUUCAUCUAGUUAACCAAUCGCAAAGCAAGGGGGAAGGCUGCAAAGUAUGCCAGGGGAGUAUGUAGCCCGGGGUGGUCCAAUGGGUGUGAGUAUGGGACAGCCAAGUUAUACCCAACCCCAGAUGCCCCCCCAUCCUGCUCAGCUGCGUCAUGGGCCCCCCAUGCAUACGUACAUUCCUGGACACCCUCACCACCCAACAGUGAUGAUGCAUGGAGGACCGCCCCACCCUGGAAUGCCAAUGUCAGCAUCAAGCCCCACGGUUCUUAAUACAGGAGACCCAACAAUGAGUGGACAAGUCAUGGACAUUCAUGCUCAGUAGCUUAAGGGAAUAUGCAUUGUCUGCAAUUGUGACUGAUUUCAAAUCAUGUUUUUUCUGCAAUGACUGUGGAGUUCCAUUCUUGGCAUCUACUCUGGACCAAGGAGCAUCCCUAAUUCUUCAUAGGGACCUUAAAAAGCAGGAAAUACCAACUGAAGUCAAUUUGGGGGACAUGCUAAAUAACUAUAUAAGACAUUAAGAGAACAAAGAGUGAAAUAUUGUAAAUGCUAUUAUACUGUUAUCCAUAUUACGUUGUUUCUUAUAGAUUUUUUAAAAAAAAUGUGAAAUUUUUCCACACUAUGUGUGUUGUUUCCAUAGCUCUUCACUUCCUCCAGAAGCCUCCUUACAUUAAAAAGCCUUACAGUUAUCCUGCAAGGGACAGGAAGGUCUGAUUUGCAGGAUUUUUAGAGCAUUAAAAUAACUAUCAGGCAGAAGAAUCUUUCUUCUCGCCUAGGAUUUCAGCCAUGCGCGCGCUCUCUCUCUUUCUCUCUCUUUUCCUCUCUCUCCCUCUCUCUAGCCUGGGGCUUGAAUUUGCAUGUCUAAUUCAUUUACUCACCAUAUUUGAAUUGGCCUGAACAGAUGUAAAUCGGGAAGGAUGGGAAAAACUGCAGUCAUCAACAAUGAUUAAUCAGCUGUUGCAGGCAGUGUCUUAAGGAGACUGGUAGGAGGAGGCAUGGAAACCAAAAGGCCGUGUGUUUAGAAGCCUAAUUGUCACAUCAAGCAUCAUUGUCCCCAUGCAACAACCACCACCUUAUACAUCACUUCCUGUUUUAAGCAGCUCUAAAACAUAGACUGAAGAUUUAUUUUUAAUAUGUUGACUUUAUUUCUGAGCAAAGCAUCAGUCAUGUGUGUAUUUUUUCAUAGUCCCACCUUGGAGCAUUUAUGUAGACAUUGUAAAUAAAUUUUGUGCAAAAAGGACUGGAAAAAUGAACUGUAUUAUUGCAAUUUUUUUGUAAAAGUAGCAGUUUGGUAUGAGUUGGCAUGCAUACAAGAUUUACUAAGUGGGAUAAGCUAAUUAUACUUUUUGUUGUGGAUAAACAAAUGCUUGUUGAUAGCCUUUUUCUAUCAAGAAACCAAGGAGCUAAUUAUUAAUAACAAUCAUUGCACACUGAGUCUUAGCGUUUCUGAUGGAAACAGUUUGGAUUGUAUAAUAACGCCAAGCCCAGUUGUAGUCGUUUGAGUGCAGUAAUGAAAUCUGAAUCUAAAAUAAAAACAAGAUUAUUUUUGUCAUGCUGACUCCACUGCUUGAAACAUUUGUUUACUGCCCCCCAGAUUUUUAAAGAUUAAUGCAGUAAAUAUAAAAAUUAAUUUUGGCUCCCUAAGCCAUAUAUGUAUUUGACAAUUUUAACCACAAAGUAAGUUAUUUAAUAAUAACCACUGAUUUCUUUAAGCUGACUUAAUGAACUCCUAAUAUCAGCAAAUUUGAGGCCUAAAGGCACUAAACUAACUCUAGACUCAGAAUUACAUCCAACAGAAUUACUCAUCUAAUAUCAUUGAAAUUAUUCUUGCACAUAAAGGCAACCUAAGUACAAAGUUAAGUCUUUUACUAAGGAUGUUACCUAGGAUGAGCAGUAUAUGUUUAUUAGGAAAUUAACUACACGAAUUGAAGAGACCAGACUUCAAAAUCUAAUUUUUAUAAAUAUGCUCUAUGUUCUCAUUGGAUAAAACUGGUUAUUAACCAAUUUUCCAGAACAGCUGUACAAGACUUCAGCAUGGCAGCGGGCUAAAUGCUACAAAAUAAUAUGUUUAAGCUGGAAUAGCUUAUAAUUUUAUUUAAAUAAAAUUGCUGCUAUAAAAAGUGCUUCCCAAAGCUAAGGAAAAUAUACAAAUAUUUUAAUUAAGGCAAAUUCGUUUUAAAAAAUAAACCUUUUAGCAGUGAUUGCUUUGUAAACAAAGGAUGGGUCGGAGGACAGAGAGCCUUAAACUCAAGUCUGACACUCAGGCCCAAGUCACCCUAUAAACCGGUCCUUAGCAAUUCUAUUUUCUAUUCGGAAAAGAGAAACCAGCUGUGGGUUGGCUUUACUAGGUGAUGUGUGAUUGACUGACUCACCUGCUGGAGCAGCAAUGCAUUCUCACCUUUUGCUGGUUUCUAAACACGUGGAUGCACAAGAGCAAGGCUCAGCCUACUGCAGCCAUCUCUGGCCGCGCCUCUACCCCUCCCCAGCCCAUAGAUGGGAUUGUUUAAAUCUCCCUUGUUGACCCAGUGGUAAUUCUUCCUCUACCUAAAUAGUCGAUAUGAGUGAAAUCAUUCUCUUUUGAUAGGUGGUUACUAGCAGUUAACAACCAUUUAUUUACUUUAAAAAUUAAUAAUAAACUUUAUAAACU
Piliocolobus tephrosceles (Ugandan red Colobus) is the source of this 4108-nucleotide messenger RNA. RefSeq names its product Meis homeobox 1 (gene MEIS1). The transcript has 13 exons. Bases 212 to 1465 code for a protein of 417 amino acids. Gene Ontology annotation, biological process: regulation of DNA-templated transcription. Gene Ontology annotation, molecular function: DNA binding. Lineage: Eukaryota; Metazoa; Chordata; Mammalia; Primates; Cercopithecidae. The record is from RefSeq and is a predicted model, not a curated record.